Anopheles stephensi (Asian malaria mosquito) is the source of this 6256-nucleotide messenger RNA. RefSeq names its product serine/threonine-protein phosphatase 4 regulatory subunit 1-like. The record is from RefSeq and is a predicted model, not a curated record. Gene Ontology annotation, molecular function: protein phosphatase regulator activity; protein binding. NCBI's taxonomy places the organism in Eukaryota, Metazoa, Arthropoda, Insecta, Diptera, Culicidae. The coding region runs from base 16 to 5082 and encodes 1688 amino acids. Gene Ontology annotation, biological process: protein dephosphorylation. The transcript is spliced from 10 exons.
AACAAAACAUAGAGUAUGUCCUCGAGCCAUAAGCGAAACACUUCCUCAAGGAGCCUUACCUUCGGACAGUCGAACAGAAUCGCAAACACAAUAAAUGAAGAUGAUCAGCAUAGCAAGGAUCAAGCACUUUACGGCUUAACCAUCAACGACAAGCACGAGGACACCCGAUUGGUGGAAAUAAUGUCCACAAUCGCUGCGAAAGAGAACCAAGAACUGGAACGAUGUAAUGAACGGAACCGUUGCGCUGCACCAGCGGACGAAAGCAUGCUCGAUCAUAAGUUUGAUCGGUUGCUAUCGGAAGUCCACGGUCUGCGGGAUCAAAUUGGCGAUCGAAUCGAGACGCUAAACCGGCGCCUUACACAAACCAACCGACUGUUCCUGGCAAACCAGGACUACGGGCAUCGUUCGAACCGGGCCGGUGAUCUAUUGCUAAUCGGCAUACCGGCCACCUUUGCUGGAGAUGCGCUGCGGGACUGUUAUGUGCGUAUUGCCCGCCGUUUAGGAUACACGGAGAGUGAAAUCCCGAUCGUACAUAUACGACGGCUCGAUCUUGGUGGCUCGCCGUCACCGGACAUUAAACCAUCGCGCUACAGUGUGGCCGUACUGGACAAUCUGGCAAGGACACGGGUCGGCGGGAAGUUGCGGGCCGGAGUAUCGUCCGAACCUGUGGUACAACCACCAGCCGUUCACGUGCAGUUUGUGUUCCGUAAUGCGCGCAAUGAGUUUUAUCGCCGGUAUCAGGAGGGCGGUAGAGCUGGAACUGGACUGGCGCUGGCAGAUUUGGGGUAUGGUGGUGGCGCGGAGGGCGGCCGUGUGUUUGUGAGUGAAAAUCUGACCCGUGGCAAUGUGAGCCUUAAGGCGGAAGCGAUGAGGCUGAAGCGUGAUGGCAAAAUUAAGAGCGUGUUCACGGUGAAUGGGCAGAUCUACGUGAAGAGGACGAUUGAUCAUCGGCCGGAACUGGUGACGAGCAGUGUCGAUCUGUUGCUGCUGGAUGAGAGCAAGAUGAAAGCGAACAAGGAUUAUUAUCCGCGAGUACUGGAGCACAUCAUCAACACACAGUCACCGCAAGUACUGUGCCGAGACUACAAGGAAAUUCUGGGCACACUUGACAUCAUCUCCACCGAUCCAGAUGAGUCCGUACGACUAUACUUGUCCUGCUGGCUGCAGAAGUACUGUUCGAGCUGGUUCGAUCGAGACCAGGACCUGCAAAGCAUAUUCAGCAAAGCGUUCCUGGAGAAGAUACUGCAGAUCAUCGUCCGUUACCUAACAGACGAGCCGAAUGUUCGUGCAUCGUCCUUCGAAUCACUGACGUAUCUGAUCGAGAAAGGCUACCUAGACCGGGCGACCACGCUUAAGCUGAACAUCGUCGAAGAGCUGGUCAGCAAACCGAUCAACGAGCAGUUCAUGGACAUGUGCACCAACUACAUCCAUCUGAUGGUGAAGAUUGCCCCGCUGGUGGGAUGCGCCAAGACGCACGAGCUCCUGUACAGUCGGUUCGUGAAAAUGUGUACCUGCAAGAUCAACUUCGUCCGCAAGGAGUGUGCCACCGCGUUUCCCGUGAUGUGCGAAGUCCUGGGCAACGAAGUGUUCGAAAAAAAUUUGCUGCCAAUAUUCAUGAAACUUUGCGAGGAUGAAAUAUGGACCGUGCGUAAGGCGUGUGCGGAGGUGAUGCCGUUCAUUGCACUGCUCUGUACGCUGGAGAAGCGGCGCAAGGUGCUGGUGCCGGCCUACAAGAAGUUCAUGUUCGACACCAGCCUUUGGGUGAUCAAGGCAGCGCUGAAGAAUCUGGGCCGCUUUUUGGCAACGUUCGCGCAGCUCCAGAUCCUAGGCCUGGCGUACAACGGUAGCCUAGAGCUGUCGAUAACGAACGCAGCGGACGAAGCGUUCUCCGAGCUGAUGGGAAAUGCGCGCCAGCUUGCCCACGGCAGCCAGCAACCGGCGGCGAGCGUUUUGCUGAAGAAUUUCGAGUCCUACGAGCAGCGGUUUAAAGACUCGAUUCAGCGGCACGCACUGCUCUCGCUGGUGAAAUCGGCCGACGAUGAGGGUCCAGGCUGGAAGUCGGCUACACCGCGCUCGGAGGACCGCAUCAACGUGGAAGCGUACCUUGCGUCGUUGGUGUUUGUCGAGGAGCAUCUGUCCCAGCGUCAAUCGACCGGCUCGACGUCGGACGAUGGUGGUGGCGGCAUUUCGAAGAUAGCCGACUUUUACUACGUGCGCCACAAGUCCCUUUCGUCCAGCUCGUCGAUCGCGUCCACCUCGCCGACCCCAUCGCCGCUGUACCGCGCCAACCAGAGCUACGACGAGAAGAAUCCGCUCAAUCGCUUCAUGCGCUACUGUUCGCCGUUGAAGAACAACUUCGAGCAUGCGUUUGCCAACCCGUCCGGCAGUGAUGGUGGCGAUCAGGGGGGAGGUAGCGAUGCGUUCGAUCAUCACGGGCACUGGGAAUCGGAGGACGAUAACUACGGCACGAACCAUCUCGACCAUUUGGCGGACCUGAGUUUGGUCGGGGCGGACAUUGAGGGGGGCGGCGGUGGAAGCGGCGUGAUCUACGACAGCGAUAAUCCAAAGCAUCAGCAGGCGGACGGAGGGGGAGGCGAAGCGGGCGGGCUGGAUUUUAUCAUGGAGGCAGCAGGGGAGGAGGACGAAAAUGCGAUCGACGAAUGUUUCAACUCGCACCAGUUCUGGUACAUCAGCCCGGGGCUUGCGUUGGAUUUGGAGUUUAUCGAUAAGGAGGACCGGGCGACGGGUGACGAGGAGAGGGAGGAAGAAACGGACGCGAGCAAUAACAACGUGGUGCAGCAGGAGGAGGUUAGCGGACGGGCGAGUUUGGAAGGAAAGCAAGCGGCUGCCCCCUCAACUGUGGGAGCGUCGGCAGACGAUAGCAGGAAUAAUAAUCUGCUGCUGCAACAGGGCACGCCCGGCACCGAUGCCAGAAGCAGUGCCAGCAGUGAGUCGGCUACCGUCGGCGGCGGCGAACCGGGCUCCUCUUCGGCCGGCAUGGUAGUGGAGGAAGACAACGAAAACCAGAACGAUAGUGACUCGAGCUACGGAAGCAUCAACAACAACGAGACCGAGAGCAACAAGCUGAUCUACCUGUACGAGGAUCUGCUACCACCGUCCCAAUCACAGGUGCAGUCCGGCGGUGGCGCUGCGACGACUACUGGCGGCGGCGGCGGCGGCAACAACAAUAAUACUGGCGCUAACGCUCCAGGCACGUCCGGUGGGGGUGGUGGUGCCGGCAGUAGCAGCAGCACCGUCACACCCACGAUGACCACAGUCGAACGGAUCCGGGCGGCGGAACAGCUGAAAACGCUCAUCCGCUGGGAAAACGAGGAAGUCGAGUGGAAUCUGCUCGAAGACUUCCUGCACAUGAAGAACGUGAACAAGGAGCUGUGCCAGGACUGUGCGUACAACUUCCCCGCCGUGGUGCUGACGUUCGGUGAGAAGUUUUGGCCCAUUCUGAACCGCUACUUCUUCGACCUGUGCGCCGACAUUCAGGACUCGGUGCGGCGCACGAUGGCCGCCUCGAUUAGCAAGAUCGCACUGAUCAUAGGCCGGGAGCAGGCGACACGCGAUCUGGUACCUUCGUACACGGAGUUUCUGCUCGACGCGGACGACAUCAAGUUCGAGGUGGUGCGCACGCUGGCCGAAUUCUUGCGCGUGAUCGACGCCUGCGAGCAUGAAACGCUGAUGAACCAUCUCGGGAUGUGUCUACAGCCGCCGCUCAAAAUGAUGAACUGGCGCUUCCGUGAGUUGGCGGGCCAGCAGAUUGUGGAGCUGGCGCGUAUGCAUACGGCGAUCCGGAAGGAGAACUGUUUGCUCUUCCUGACCGGGCUGGCGAUGCGUCUCAUGCUGGACAAGUACGACAGUGUACGAAAGGCUGGCAUCGAUGCGUUUGUUGAAUGCAGCCACGAGUUCCAGCAAAACGACAAGGUGUUUGAGUUCUUCAACAAGCACUUUGCCCUCUACAGCAACUGGCGUCGCCGUCAGACGUAUGUGAUAGCGGCUGGAAAAAUGCUCGAGACUGAUCGGGUCGAAGUAGAGAUCUUCCGCAAACAUGUGUUCAACAAUGUACUCAAAUUGGCCGACGACGCGGUGCCGAACGUUAGAAUACAAGUCGCCAAGUGCCUCAAGGAAAUCAUUGCCCCCCAUCCCAAAUUUGCAAACGAUCCCCAGGUCGAGCCGACGCUCCAGAAGCUACGCACCGAUAAAGAUUGUGACGUGCGGGGACACGUCGACGGCUACCAGAGCCUCGAGGAGGAAAUGGCAGCCGGUGGCGGUGGUGGUGGUGGUGGUGGUUCGAGCGCAUCGAACGCAAGCACAAUGAUGAUGACUUCGGGCGAAAGCGAUUCGCACCAGAAUGCGUCCUCUCCUUCGACGGCCGGCUCGCUGGCGGAAUCGUGCGUUUCGUCCCAUCUGUCGUACGCGGAGGUUACGAGCGGUUACUUCGGUUCGGCCAUGUCCUCGCCUACGCUAGACCAAGCACCACCGGACGACGAACAUGAGAUGAAGGAGGAGGAAGCGGCGGCGGCGGCGGCGGCGGCGGCGGCGGGUGAAGAGGAGGAGGUACAGCUUGCCGGUGGUGGACCAAAUUCCGAGCGUGGUGUUGAUGUGGCGAACGAGGGACUGGCGGACGAGGACGAGGACGAUUGUGGUGAGGAAGCGAUCGAACAGCCGACCUCCUCCAUGUCGACCGACGACGAUGCGGCCUACUGUUCCGAGAUGGAAACGUCCUCCGCCGUCUCGACGCCAUCGGUGGGAACGGCCGCUGUUCUGGCCGCUACCAUUCCAUCGCAAACCGGUACGAUGACUACCGACACCGCCACCACUAGCAGCAGCAACAGCAGCAACAGUCAAGUCGUGCCAUCAACAUCCAACAGCACGGACGACUUGUCGGAGGAGCAGCUGGUGAACGGUGAGAGUGUCCCGGCAUCCACCAUUGCUACUGCUACCACCACCACCACCAUAGCUAACGAUAGUAGUGCCGCGCCGAAGAAAGGUUCAUCCGACACGGGCGCAACGGGAACCGGUGGGAAGAUUAGGGAGAACUUCUUCCGGAAACGCUCCAAAGGCAAGAAGUAACUGUCGGGCGGUGAUCGUGCGAUCGUGAGCUCCAAUCACCACCACCACCACCACCAAACCCCAUUUUCUCUCCCGAACAACAACAACAACAGCAACAGCUAUUAAUACUUAUUUGGGAACGAGCGAAGGAUUUUAGGCGAGGAUGUUUAAACUACCACUACCAACCAACUACACACUAAAAACUACUCAACUAGCGUCACCAUUACUUCCACAAUCGCUUUCGCUGAUUGUAUGUGUUUGUUGAGAAAGAGGGAGUGAGCGACGGAGAGAGCAAUAUGUAUGAGUUAACUUUUUUGCGUUUUAACAGCUUAAUAUAGCAAACAAUUUCUUCCUCGCCGUUGCCCGAUUGAUGACCACCACCGAUGAUAGGAGCGCCUCUCCCACAACAGCACAUGUAGGGGGGGGGGGGUCGUUCGCAAGCGCGCACAGGACUCGCACAGAGAGGUUAGGUUUUGUUUAAUUUGCUGUGCUGGUGCUGUGUCCCUGUUGCUAAUACUAUACACGGCACCACUAUUACUGCUAUUGCGUGCGUGUUGGGGGAGGUUGUAACAGCGUUUUGUUUAAUUUAGCAAUAAUCCAUCUCCAACUCCAGAACUGCUAGGCCUAUACAUUAUUCGUGUGGGGAGGAGAAAAAUGGGGAAGUUGGAAAAGGAGGUAGACGUUCAAUUUAUUUCGUUCAAGCCACCGUUUGUUGUCCUAUGGUUUUCUUCUUCUGUCUACUAGUUUACAAGGCAAUACAAGGAAAGGUCAGCCGCCGACUAACAUCAUGAAAACCGUGCUGGUAUCAGCGAGAGUGUGUGUGAGAGAGAGCAGGAAAUAGGGAUUUAGAGGAUUUGUUAAACUAAUAUUCUUACCACAACAACCACCCGGACAGAGCAAGAAAGUGGCGUUUAUAUCUUUCCAAGCGUUAAACUUCCCGUAGCUCUCAGCUCUCGUGGCGAACAGAGUCGGCUCUGGUGGCAAAUGGUUUGGAAGGGAUGUGGAAGUGCAAGAAUUAUUACAAGCAUAUUAUUAUUACAUUUAGAAGGAGGAAGAAAAGCGAGAUAUGAGAAUGGACUGCUGCUGCUGUGCAAAAAAAAAAACGAUAGGCGAUGCGAUGAAGCGUGAUGUGAUUAAAACAACAACAACAACAAAACCCGGAUGAUAAUGAAACAGAGAUGGUAAAACAACCAAA